Fusarium poae is the source of this 945-nucleotide messenger RNA. RefSeq lists its product as uncharacterized. The transcript has a single exon. Bases 1 to 945 code for a protein of 314 amino acids. Lineage: Eukaryota; Fungi; Ascomycota; Sordariomycetes; Hypocreales; Nectriaceae. The record is from RefSeq and is a predicted model, not a curated record.
AUGUCGAUUAUUCGUAUACUGAAGGACAACCCCGAUAAGACAAGGGCUGAGCUUACAGGUAUCUGUUUUGCAAAUCAAAGCACUGAUGAGAUGCCCAUGCCCGCGGACCAGAACAGAGCCUUGGAUCUCGCUUUGAGAGUCAUGACAAUGAUAACAUGUUCCCUUGAAGCGAGAUCCGCAGACACACUUGAGGCAGGUCUCCAGCUUGCUACAUGGUCAUACAAUAUGACAUGGCCUGAGUUCAUCUUGAGCGUAUUCCCAACUACUGAGCACUCUGGAUUGGAAGAGGGCGCUGCCACGUUCCGUCAAAUAAAUGAUAGAGUCACUGCGCGAAGACUCUCUAAAGUGGCUAGGCUUUCUUUCAUACCCACCAAUGAGUUAUCGAAUCAUCUCAAGUUGAAUCAAGCAGAUGGAACAGUCGAACUCUUUCACCAUACAUCAUUUUUGAAAGAGACUCUUAUUGCAAGCCAGCAGGACGCCAAGUUAGUAUUUCAAUCUACUUACCCCAACACUGCUAACACCGUCUUGGAAAGGAGCUACAUGUCUCGUAAACUCGCCAUAGAAACUCUAAACUCUAUUCAGAAGACUCUGUUCCCUUCGACGACAGAUGGCACUAUCUUGCUUCGCUCACUCAUCUCGAAACACAACCUAGAUACGGAUUGUCUCAGAUAUGAACCCUCGACAUAUCAAGUCCCCGGGGAGACAUCUUCAGGAUAUCACUACCUUGAACAUAGACUUGUCGAACUAUAUGAGGAGCUUGAUAAUCCGACACCACGAGGAUACCUGGAGAAGUGGCUGGAAAGGAAAAGCGGUGCCAGGUAUGUCAUGAUGGCGACACUGGCGGGCGUAGCUAUUGCCAUAAUAUUGGGUGCACUGGCUUUGGCUGUAUCUAUCUUUCAGACUUGGAUUGGAUGGCAACAGUGGAAGCAUCCUGUUACGGGGUAG